This is a messenger RNA of Sebastes umbrosus (honeycomb rockfish), 1424 nucleotides long. RefSeq names its product sorting nexin 10a (gene snx10a). Gene Ontology annotation, molecular function: phosphatidylinositol binding. Lineage: Eukaryota; Metazoa; Chordata; Actinopteri; Perciformes; Sebastidae. Gene Ontology annotation, biological process: intracellular protein transport. The transcript has 7 exons. Bases 367 to 957 code for a protein of 196 amino acids. The record is from RefSeq and is a predicted model, not a curated record.
AUUUAAUCAGCCAAUCAAUUGAGGACAGGUACGCAUGGAGGACAUAGCCGACACGUUUCACUCAUAAAGGCUCACAUUGUCUCUCUGAGCGGUUAAGUUAAACUAUUUAAAUUGAUAUUUUAAAGAUAUUUUAUUUUGUGUGUAUUUUAUAACGUUUAUGACCUGUAAGGGACUGAAAACACAUCAACAACAAGCACCGAGUCAGAGGUCUCACUGAGGAGUUAACAGCUUGUAUUAGCAGAUUGUAUCAAUUCAGUCCAGGCAGCUGUGAGUCUCAAACCACACCACCACUGUUCUGCUCCUGUUUGCUCACAAAACACCGGAUUACUGCUGGAAGAGAAGACGGGAGAGGUUUUUGUACCCACUAUGGACAGUAUGCUGGACAAUCUGUCAAAAACUGAGUUUAUCAGCAUUUGUGUUCGGGAACCAAGGGUUCUUAAAGACGACUUCUGGCACACACACGUCGACUACGAGAUCUGUUUACACACCAACAGCAUGUGCUUUCGAAAGAAGACUUCCUGUGUAAGGCGGCGUUACAGUGAGUUUGUUUGGCUGCGGCAUUGUCUGGCGCAGAAUGCUCUGAUCAUGGAGUUACCCAAGUUACCGCCCUGGAACCCGUUCUUCAGUCUGAAGAACGCAGAGCAGGUCUUUCAGAGGAUGAAGGGCUUCCAGGAGUUUUUAGAAAGUGUUCUUCAGAAACCUUUGUUGUUAUCGGACAGUCGACUCCAUAUGUUCCUCCAGUCAGAGCUCAGCAUCACAAAGAUGGAGAGGUGUGCUCUCGGUAAGACCAGGUACACGGUGGCUGAAGCCAUUCAGCGUUCCAGCAGCGGCAUCAUCAGCAGACCGGAGGACAAGGUCUCCUUCGACUCAGACUGUGAAAGCUGUUCUUCGUCAGGCUUGGGUCAAAGUGUGGACACUACGGUGCGAGGAAGCCCCGUCUCGUUCUUAGAGUCCUGACAGAGACCUAGAGCUGCUCGGCUGUCGUUCAGAAUUCCCCACUUAUAGCACCCUGACAAACAGCAGUUGUAGAGGAUCAACCUGUUGGUGAUUCUCCAUGGAGCUCUUGAUUUCUUAGUUAACCUCCAAAAGAGCAAAAAAUGUUGUUUUACCCUUUUGUUAACUUCAUGAUUUCCCUUAGACAUUUAUUGUUUUAAUGUUUUGCUUUAGUUUUCUCUUAAAGCAACACCAUGUUUAUUUAACUUAGUGAGUACUUGAAGAAAAAACAUGUUUUAAAAAAUGUAUAGUAAACCUACAUUUAUAAAGGUGAAUUCUUAAAUAUUUACUAUGUAUUUAUUUGUAUUUGCACUGAAGCUGUACUUGGGUUAGCAAAGGAUGUUUUGAAUUGUUGACAGAACUUUUUUAGAAAAAUAUUUGAAUGCUUUUACGAUUUAAUGGAUGAAUAAAUUGUCUUUUUUGAAGAAAAA